GUUCUGGUGCCCGUAGCUGCAUCGGUGGAGAUGCACCCAACCCUUUCGCUGCCCAGGACUUGUGCACUGGAAUGUACUUAGGUAAACACUGCAUAGUAAAUAGCUCCGUUUUUAUACUGCCCACAGCCCCGCCAGCCAAUCAGAGGAGAGCGCGGUUUCAAGGCUGCCCCUUCUCACUAGCCUGCUCUAGGAAAACAAAGCUUAAUUUCCCCCAAAUCUUUUAUUUUCCCGCCUCUGAAGAUCACGGCUUUUAAUCGCAAGCCAAAGCGGGGCCCCGAGGUGCAGCGGUAACGAGUCUGGAUUCUCCAUGUUGAACCAAUUCUGAGAUUUGGGCUCGGGACUUGGCUAUACAGGAAUAUACAUUCUCCUCUCCAGGAUCGGGUUGCACACUUACAAUAUAUUAAUAUCGGGAUUGCUGGGUAGGGAAACAAGUCCUUCUAGGAUUUUCAGGCUGGGUGGAGAGUGGAAGAAACGAUCUGGAAAAAGCCCCGAUCCCCACUGCUUGUGUGCAAGUGUUAGAUGGAAAGCAGCUCUAUCAUCGCCCAAGUGCAGAGAGAAGAGGCGCUUGUGCAUUCAAAGCCAGGACUGGUGUCCAAAUCCUCCCCAAAGAAGCCUCGAAGUCGAAGCAUAUUUAAGGCGCUUUUCUGUUGCCUCAGUGCACAGAAUGUCAGCCGGCCAGCGGGCUCCAUUGAGCCACCGAUACCGAAGGAGGAGACGAACGCAACCCCAAAGUCGGAUUUACUCCAGUGUCUUCAGUAUCAGUUUUACCAGAUUCCAGGUACCUCUUUGCUACCUGAGGUAGCACCGAAAGACAAAGAAAAAAUAUGCAUGGUGAUCGACUUGGAUGAGACCCUGGUUCACAGCUCAUUCAAGCCCAUCAGCAAUGCAGAUUUCAUAGUUCCAGUGGAGAUAGAGGGAACAACACACCAGGUGUAUGUUCUAAAGAGGCCUUAUGUGGAUGAGUUCCUGGAGAGAAUGGGACAACUGUAUGAAUGUGUGCUAUUCACUGCCAGUUUGGCUAAGUAUGCUGACCCAGUGACAGACCUUCUAGACAAGUCAGGAGUCUUCCGCUCACGGCUUUUUAGGGAAGCCUGUGUGUUCCACCAGGGCUGCUACGUAAAGGACCUUAGUCGCCUGGGGAGAGAUCUGAAGAAAACAGUUAUUUUGGACAACUCCCCUGCAUCCUACAUCUUCCAUCCAGAAAAUGCAGUCCCGGUGCAGUCUUGGUUUGAUGACAUGUCUGACACAGAGCUUCUGAGCCUAAUCCCAAUCUUCGAAGAGCUCAGUUACUCAGAGGACAUUUAUACAAGUCUUGGGCAGCUGAAGGCCCAUUGAGCUGUCUAUACUGCCUUCCCUUUUAAAGGAACUUUUUAUAACUUUUAAUAUUCUUAGGUUUUUUUUCAUUGUUUUCCAAAUACUUCUCACAGUGCCUUUGGCCUCAGGUGAAGAGGAACCAAAAGUGGAGUUUGUGACGUGUCCGAGUGGGCGUUUCUCACAAACUUGGAGCAGUAGCCUAUGAGCAAGAGAGCUGCUAGCUUUCCUGUACCAAGCAUAGCGUCAUGGCUCAGUCCUAAUAGCCAGCGUGUUGAGUGGCAUGUUGGCCACAAAAGCAGGGAUACAUAUAAAUGCCAUUACUUUGGUGCACUGUUAGGGAAAGUGUCCUUUUUAUAUGAUAGUGGUACCAUGUACCUAACUUAUAGUUAUGCUGGAGUCUGGUGGCUUUUGGCAAUAUCAUUUAAUUGGUCUUAAUGUACCAUAUAUUUGUACAGCCUUCCUGUAUGGAUGCAGAGCCAUGCAGCUGAUCCAUAUAACACACUGGUACUUCUGAUAUAGUGCAUUACUAAGGACGAGUGUGCCUGAAAGCCUGGUGUGUUUUGGAAAGUGUAGGGUUCUAGGAAAGAUCUUGAGAGGUGUAUGACCAAAGGUAGGUGUUUUCCAAGAGUCUCUAAGAAAAUGUAGGUGCUAUAAUCGGUAGUUUUGUUUGGAAUUUGAUGUCUUACACAUCUGCAUUCACUGCAUUCAAGCACUAGCUGUCAUCACCUGAUAAAUUAUUCACUCAACCCUCGGAACAACUGAUGGUUUUCAGAGGUGCCUUAUUGGUGUUUUGGAGUCUUCCUUAUGUAGUAGGGAGAUGAUUUAGAUGAUUUUCCUAAUUUUGAACCUUUCACUUGAAAGUAGCUUUACUGAAAACCCAUCUGGUCCAGCGAGACCUACGGCACAUCACUUUUCUGGCACACAGCAGGGAGUUGGGGGCUUCUCUAUCUGGUUCUGAAGCUCUAGACAAAAGGUUCUCCAUUGACUUUCAGUACAGCUCUCUAUAUUAGAAAUGCUGGAGGCUGGCGUGUUUUACAGGGAUUGCUAAUUUAGCCUUAGCUUCCUGUGCAACCGCAAAACAUUCCCUUGUGUUCUCACUAGACACCUUUUACAUUUUGUUUUGUAUUUAACAAAAAAGCCAAAGGGAUAAGUAUUAAACGUUCUUACCCCACUUUCUAAUUAAUGACUUGAAGAGAAAAUCAUCUGCAGUUUUGAUUUGUUCUAAUUUUUAUGUUUUUAUUGAAAUUGGUGAUUUGCUACCUAAAUUCUUGAAUGCAACUGUUCUCUUAAGCUGGCCAUACUCUUGCCUAAAUUGGCUUCCAACUCAACCACUUAUUGGUCCAUGAAUGGGGUGACAAUGAUGCUUGCCUGACCUACAACUGCUCAGGUAUUGGCUAGAUAUCCUUUGGGCAGGUUUAAGAGUCCCUUUGGGUGUGGACCUAUUGAGGUCCUUUCCUGACAGACCUUUAUAGGCCCCAUUUGAGAUGUGAUAUUUUUUUAUGGAGGCCAAACAGUUGGAACAGUCCGGUUUGACCUACCACCAGGGUGGCCAAAUCGAGCAAAAACCCACUCACAAAACAAGUGGAUCUUUCUGUGUAUGACCAGCUUUACUUGGUAGUAGAAAGGGCAUUACAAACAUUCAGACUAUAGUAUAUUUUAAGGAUGUCCAUUAUCUGACUCUGCAAAUCCCAACAAGCCCAGUAGCUGAGGGGCAGAGGUGUUUCAUCCUGAUCCUGAUCCAUGUAGCUGUGCCAGAUCAGCACGUUAUAACACACACGGGUACCACAAAAACUAACCUUGGCUUCUGCAUUCUCUGCCAUCAUUGCAUCACAGAGUUUGGUCAGGUAAUACACCAUGCCUUGCCUUCUUUGAUUCUUUCAGCAGAAGAGCACACAAAACUGAGUUUUUGUUAUUGAAAUAUCUACUGUGUUAUAACUUCUACUAAUUCCACCCUGCUUGAUCCAUGCAGUGUUCAUCUCCAGGCAGUACAUUGCUGCAUGCUCAGGCACUCUAGGAUUCCUAGGCUUCCGCUGGACUGUUACAAAAUGGACCUCAGGGGAAAUGCAGUAUCCAUCCUGAAUGGAAUGAUUGCACAUUUGCUGUCUAGGCCUCUUCAAAUUAACACUCCUAGAACUUUUAUUUUUCUUCUGUACCUUUGUCAGGUGAAAAUGAACAUUCCUGUGUGUCCUUGAUUUUUAUCAGAAUGCGAGGGCCGUGUCUUUCUUGGACAGCGGCCCAUAAAAGGUGUUCGAUUUUGUGGAGAUUGAAGAAUGAAAGGGCUUUCAGCACAUUGCUGUGUUAAAAAAAAAAGUUUCCCAGUACAAAAGGGGUUAAUCAUUAUGGUGUGUAAUCUCUGUCACAGAGCAUGCAAUAAAAGUAUAUUUUUAUGCCCUAAA
Xenopus tropicalis (tropical clawed frog) is the source of this 3710-nucleotide messenger RNA. It is a transcript of the gene ctdsp2, whose product is annotated as CTD small phosphatase 2. The transcript has 9 exons. Gene Ontology annotation, molecular function: protein serine/threonine phosphatase activity; phosphatase activity; RNA polymerase II CTD heptapeptide repeat phosphatase activity. Gene Ontology annotation, biological process: regulation of transcription by RNA polymerase II. The record is from RefSeq and is a predicted model, not a curated record. NCBI's taxonomy places the organism in Eukaryota, Metazoa, Chordata, Amphibia, Anura, Pipidae. Bases 520 to 1335 code for a protein of 271 amino acids.